CCUUUCGCCCAGAGCGCCCCCUCCACUCAGUUCUACAUUCCCGAUGGGACUAACUUCCUCCUUCCGCACAAAGCGACCGACCCCUUCCAUUCUAUAAAGCAUCGUUCCGCUCGCCCUCCUUUCUCCUCAUCUCAGUGCGACUAUGUUCCCCCUUUCGCCCAAACCCCCUCUCCCAUCGCCAUGGCCCGUUCUACACCUAUUAUCACCUGUGCACCUUGCAACCACAAAAUUCACCACAUCCCCUACUUGUUCCAUCCCUCGUCCUCCUCCAGCAAUUGGCCGACCGCCGCCAUCCCUCGACUUUCUUAGGUUCUCUCUUGCAUCGCUGCCUCCCGUAUGGAUCUAGGUACUAGCACCCUCAUUUUAGGUGGUUGACACCUAAAGGUUCCAUCAUUCAACAAACCAUAUCGCCAUGCUCCAGUAUCCCCUCUUCAUGUGAUUCCACCUUCGCUGCCUCCACCCUUUGUUCUAGCACCGAAAAUCUGAAUCGAAGACCAGAAUGCUGCCCCAUGAAGUGAGUCGGGCUACAUGGAUCUCGAUGUGAAUUUUAUGGCGAGAAGAGAUCUGGAUGUGAAACCGGUGAGAACUCAUAUCCGACCUCCCCCUUCGGCAACAUGUUUUCUUUCGAUCUUUCCUUAAUUCUUUACCAUAUCAAAAAAUCCCUUGGUCAUCAUAACAUUAGGAGUUGACUGACGUAUGCAAAUCUGGAUAUGGAUCCAGUGAGAACUCAUAUCCGAUUUCCCGCUUCGGCAACAUGCAUUCUUUCAAUCUUUCGUUAAUUCUUUGCCAUAUCAAAAAUUCCCUUGGUCGCCAUAACAUUAGGAGUCGACUGGCUUAUGCAGAUCUGGAUGUGAAACCGGUGAGAACUCAUAUCCGACUUCCCCCUUUGGCAACAGGUUUUCUUUCGAUCUUUCGUUAAUUCUUUACCAUAUCAAAAAAUCCCUUGGUCAUCAUAACAUUAGGAGUCGACUGACCUAUGCAGAUAUGGAUAUGGAUCCAGUGAGAACUCAUAUCCGAUUUCCCCCUUCGACAACAUGUAUUCUUUCAAUCUUUCGUUAAUUCUUUGCCAUAUCAAAAAUUCCCUUGGUCGCCAUACCAUUAGGAGUCGGCCAACCGAUGUAGAUCUUGAUGUGGAUCCCGUGAGAACUCAUAUUCGACUUUCCUCUUCGGCACCAGGUCAUUUUUGGAUCAUUAGUAAUUCUUUACAAUAUCAAUUUUUUUUCUUAUUCUACUGCAACUGCCCACAAGAAGGAAAGAGCCCCCCCAAGCACAUCCAUGACAUUCACUAGCUACGUACCCUUGAAAUCAGCACAGAAAGCUACUUCUACCUCCAUCAAAUUUUAAACGGCACCAGUACAAAAAUCAAAUUCAUAAAGAAAAAACAGUUCACUUGUCGUUUUUUUUUCUUUCAAAAAGUGGGAUCACCCCCGGCCUUCCAGUGUCACAUGGAAUCCAUGCAUUGAUGCAAAAGUAGUAGUCAGAUGCCGUGCAAAACACCGUCCAUCGCCUUCGGCCUCUCACCCUGGCCGUCAGUACACAGUGCGUGCGUGUCUUCUAUAUAUAUAGACACACACCCCCUGCACAGUUUCCACACCACCGCAUCGAUCCCCCCCUACACCAACCACCACCGCCAAAGAACACCUGAGGAGAGGGCCGGCACUACCCCCGACACUAUCCUUCCUUCCCUAGAAGGCCAGAAGAACAGCGCGGCGCAUGGAUCAGCGGGAGGGCAGCAGGAAGGGUGCAUGGGGAGAGGAGGCGGAGGGGGACAACUCGCCGGUAGUGAUGAUGUCGGCCCUGGCUGCGGCGGCGGCGGCCGAUGCGCUGGCGGAAAUGGCAUUCCAGGAGGCGGCGCCUGCGGUGGUGGAGGGCGGCGGGGAUGGCCCGGACGGGGAUGCGUGCAAGCCGCCGCCGGGUUUGUUCGACUUCUGGUGGCUGAAGUGCCGCGGCGGGCUGGGCGCCCCCGCCUCCAGCGCAUUGGCGGAGCUCCGUGACGUCUUCUUCCGGUCGCAGGUGGACGGGCACACCGCGGCGGUCGGCAUCCCCGGCGACCGCUUCAUCCCGCCGCCGAGCAUCGGGACGCUGUUCCAGGCCCUGGCGGAGUGGCUCGCCACCGCCGGCGAGGACGAGGUGGACCCCGUGUGGCGCUCCGUGCUCGAUCCCGACGCAUGACGCCAACGACGUGGCGAGGGCAGCAUGGAACCCGGACCCCCCCACCCGCCCGAGGUUCCGUCCGUGUCAGCGGCGAUGCGCUGACGCACGUCGCUGGAUAGGGAGAUGAGAUGAUACUAGGAAGGAAAUCGUGGAUGCAUCUGACGAGAGGUCGUCUUUGUUCUUGUUGCUUUGCUUCUUUCUCCUCGCUUUACUUUUCUGUGUAAGAAACAUGUUUCAGUUGUCAGUUUCAAGUUCCUGCUGCAUGCUUUGGAGGGUC
Messenger RNA from Hordeum vulgare subsp. vulgare (domesticated barley), 2431 nucleotides. Its product is annotated as translation initiation factor IF-2-like. The coding region runs from base 1482 to 1994 and encodes 170 amino acids. The transcript is spliced from 3 exons. Lineage: Eukaryota; Viridiplantae; Streptophyta; Magnoliopsida; Poales; Poaceae. The record is from RefSeq and is a predicted model, not a curated record.